GCUCCUGGACAACCGGAGUCCACGGCUCCCAGCAGCGGCGCUAACUGCUCUCCCCAAGCACAGGUCAUCGGGUCCCCAAAUCCCUGUCCUCACCCCAGCCCGCCCGUCGCCUCCGCCCUCUCCCGGCUGCAGCGCGGGCAGCGCUCUGGCACUCCCAAGGACUCCCCGCCACUCUCCCCGCACAGGCGACGGCACCUGCGCGGCAGCCCGCAGCCCAGGACGCCCCCGGCCAGAGCAUAGGGACCCGCGCCUGAGCAUCCUUCAGGGCGGGUGCCUGGCGCGAAGGGAGGGGGCGGGAGGAAAGGGGCGGGGGAAUUCCUGAUUCCCUGGCAGACCCUGAAAGUUGUCCUUAAAUAAAUAUAUCGCUGGCCCGCAGUUGAGCAGCCACCUCGUCAGAGCAGCAUGUGGACUGGCUCGCCGGGUCCCCUCUGUGCUCUGUGUUGUCGCCGCCGCCUCUGUCAGAGCAGCAGCUGUCGGCAGCAGGAGCCCCGCACGGGGCGCGGAGCAGGGACGCGCGGCCACUGCCUCCCGCCGCGUCCUGCUGGCCGCUUCUUCUCGGGAGGUGGCAGUCGCUGUUGCUGCUGAGAAACCAGCCCGCUCUCCACGGCUGGUCGCCUGGUGAGGAGUUCAGACUGCGCCUCCGCCCGGACCCACAUGGCUUGUUACCUGGUCAUCAGUUCGAGACAUCUCAGCAAUGGGCACUACCGGGGCAUUAAAGGAGUCUUCAGAGGACCCCUCUGCAAGAACGGAUCUCCCUCUCCGGAUUUUGCAGAAAAGGAGAAGUCCAUAGCAAAGGCUCUGGGAGAUGUAAAGGCAAACUUUUACUGUGAAUUAUGUGACAAGCAGUAUCACAAACACCAGGAGUUUGACAAUCAUAUUAAUUCUUAUGAUCAUGCUCAUAAGCAGAGACUGAAAGAAUUAAAGCAACGAGAAUUUGCUAGAAAUGUAGCUUCUAAGUCAUGGAAAGAUGAAAAAAAACAAGAAAAAGCACUUAAACGACUUCAUCAGUUGGCUGAGUUAAGGCAGCAAUCUGAAUGUGUUUCUGGAAAUGGACCAGCAUACAAAGCCCCCAGGGUAGCCAUAGAAAAGCAACUCCAGCAAGGAAUUUUCCCCGUUAAGAAUGGCAGAAAGAUAUCAUGCAUGAAGAGUGCACUUCUCCUUAAAGGAAAAAAUCUCCCCAGAAUCAUUUCCGAUAAACAGCGGUCCACCAUGCCAAAUCGACACCAAUUACAAGCAGACAGGUGUUAUUUGUUUGGAAAUCGGAUACCGCAAACAUCUUCAGAUCUCAGCAAUGCAAAUCACAGAACAGGAGUGUCAUUUUCUUUUUCCAAAAAAGUGCACCUAAAAUUAGAGUCUUCAGCAUCAGUUUUCAGUGAGAACACAGAAGAAGCCCAUGAUUGUAACAAGUCACCCAUUUAUAAAACAAAACAAACUGCAGAUAAAUGCAAAUGCUACAGGUUUGCAAAUAAAGAUACACACCUUACCAAGGAAAAAGAUGUAAAUAUCUCACCAAGCCAUCUGGAAAGUGUUUUACACAAUACCAUCUCCAUAAACUCUAAAAUUUUGCAAGACAAAAAUGACUCUAUUGAUGAAACACUAGAAGAUUCAAUUGGCAUUCAUGCUUCGUUCUCUAAAUCUAACAUUCAUCUUUCAGAUGUAGAUUUUACUCCUUCCAGCAGAGGAAAAGAAACUAGAAAUACAUUGAAGAACACUUUAGAAAAUUGUGUUAAUCACCCAUGCCAAGCAAAUGCUUCCUUCAGCCCACCAAACAUUUACAAGCAUAGUGAUGCCAGGAUAUUUGAAUGUCUGGAUGAGUUUUCAUCACCAGAGCCAAGUGAGCAAAAGAGUACAGUGCAUCUGAAUCCAAAUUCCAGAAUAGAGAACAAAGAAAAAUCUUUAGAUAAAACAGAAAGAGUUAGCAAAAAUGUUCAAAGACUUGUAAGAGAAGCAUGUACUCAUAAUGUGACAUCUAAAUCACUGCCUUUUCUCCACGUUCAAAGCAAGGAUGGCCACACCACUCUUCAGUGGCCUACGGAACUUCUGCUGUUUACAAAAACAGAACCCUGUAUCUCUUAUGGCUGCAACCCACUGUAUUUUGAUUUUAAGCUUUCUCGGAACACAAAGGAAGGCCACAAUCCAGAGGACUUAAAAACAGAAUUGGGUAAGAAGCCCUUGGAAGUGAAGACUAAAAGAGAGAGCCAGGUCUCAGGUUUAAUCAAAGACCAACAAAAAUUGAACCAAGAAGAUAAUGAAUAUCUGAAACCAAAGAUGAUGAUAAGUAAUCCGGAUUGGGAAAAAUUCCAAAGAAAAUAUAAUCUGGACUACAGUGAUUCUGAGCCAAAUAAGGGUGAAUAUAGUUUUAGUGCAAAUGAUUUGGAAAUGAAAAAUCCUGAAGUGCCUCUUUACCUCAAUAUGUCUCUAAAGGAUUGUGCUGGAAAAAAUAACAAUAGUGACAAUGAACUUAAAGAACCUACAAGGGCCCACUGGCAGGGCUGCAGAAAGGUAGUUCUAAACGAUAUUGAUGAGGGCCUAUCUUUUCCUACCUACAUCUCUAGGACUAAAAAGCAUAAACUGAUUUCUUGCAAUCCUCGAUCAGAGUUUGAAUAUGAAAGGCAAUUCACCUGCAAGUCCAGUCCUUGUACGAUAGGGGGUCACAGUGACCAUGGAAAAGACUUCCGUGUAAUUUUGAAGAGUAACCACAUCAGCAUGACCAGCAAGGUUUCUGGAUGUGGAAACCGAAGAUACAAGAGAUGCUCUCCAAAGUCUUCUUUGAAUAGGCAUUCUUACUCUUCAGAAACAUCCGCUAGCAGCAUGUCCAGCUUCAGAAGUACUUGUUCAAGUCAUAGAUUCAAUGGUAAUAGCAGAGGUAAUUUGCUCUGCUUCUGUAAAAGAGAACACAGCUCAGUUGAAAGGCACAAACGGAAAUGUCGAAAGCACAACUGCCUCUACUUGCCUGAUGAAAUAACGAAGAGCAGCCAAAUGCCGUCUGAAACACAGAAAGAGAGGAACUGCAAAUUGUGGGAAUCAUUUAAAAAUGAAAAAUACUCAAAACGUAGAUAUUGCCACUGCAGAGAAGGACAAAAACUGGGCAAAAAUCAACAAUUUUCAGGGCCAAAAUCUACGAGAAUAAUCUACUGUGAUUCUAACUCUCACAUUUCCUGUACUGGAAGUGGUGAAAAACCACCUAAUUGCCAGGGAACUCAGCAUGACAGAUUGGACUCUUACUCAAGAGAGAAAAUUUAUUACUUGAAUAAAAGCAAGAUAAAUCAAGAGUCAUUGGGUGGCCCCCACAUUUGUGAUCUUGGAAAAGUCAGGCCCGUGAAUUGUAACUCCGGGACUAUCAGCUGCCUUCUAAAGAACUGUUCCAGCGGCCCUCCAGAAAGCACAGAAUUAAACAUUACAGAAGCAGAGAGGACCCCUCUAACAGCAAAAAGCCUUUUAGAAAGAGUACAAGCCAAGAAAUGUCAGGAAAAAUCAAGCAAUGUUGAGGUCUCUUCAAGCAGCUGUAAAAAUGAAUUAGAGGCUUAUUCGCAAGUCCCAUGCACAGUUCAGCUUGUACCAUCAGGCUGUAACAGACAAGCAUUGCCUUUGUCUGAAAAAAUACAGUAUGCAAGUAAGAGCAGAAAUGAUCAAGACAGUGCAAUUCCAAGGACUACAGAGAAAGACAAAAGCAAAAGUUCACAGACAGAUAAUUGUACAAUUUUAGCAGACACUGCUUGUGAUCAUCUUUCUAAGGGUGUAAUUCACCUAGUAACAGAGUCUCAGUCACUAAACAUAAAAAGGAAUCCAAUAGCAAAACAACAAUCGAAACCUUUAAUUAGUGAAAUCCAACCUUUUAUUCAAAGCUGUGACCCAGUGCCAAAUGAAUUCCCUGGUGCUUUUCCAUCUAAUAGAUAUACUGGUGUUACUGAUUCAACAGAGACCAAAGAAGACCAAAUAAAUCUAGACUUACAGGAUGUAACCAUGCAUAUAAAUCAUGUAGAGGGAAAUAUAAACUCUCCCUAUGACAAAACUAUGCAGAAGGCUGACAAAGUCGAAGACGAAUUAGAAAUGUAUCAUAAAUCUGUCUCUCCCCCUUUAAUUCAACAGCCCAUAACAUUUUCUCCUGACGAAAUAGAUAAAUAUAAGAUCCUACAACUACAAGCCCAGCAGCAUAUGCAAAAGCAACUCCUAUCAAAGCAUCUUCGAGUUUUGCCUGCUGCAGGACCUACUGUCUUCUCUCCGGCCUCAACCAUACAGACUGUUCCAGUUCACCAGCACACUUCUAUCACCACCAUCCACCACACGUUCCUGCAGCAUUUUGCUGUUUCUGCUUCCUUAAGUUCUCAUAGCAGUCACCUCCCUAUUGCUCAUCUUCAUCCUCUUUCACAGACACAUUUCACUCCUAUCUCAUUUUCUACUCUGACUCCAACCAUUAUCCCUGCACAUCCCACCUUCUUAGCAGGUCAUCCCCUGCAUUUGGUAGCUGCUACCCCCUUCCACCCAUCUCACAUAACACUUCAGCCCCUGCCCCCUACAGCAUUUAUUCCUACACUGUUUGGCCCUCACUUAAACCCAGCCACAACUUCUAUCAUCCACUUGAAUCCUUUAAUCCAACCAGUAUUCCAAGGUCAGGAUCUUUGCCUUCAUUCUUGCUCUAGCCAGAUGCAACAGUUAAAUGAAGUGAAAGAGGCCUUAAAUGUGUCCACAAACUUGAGCUAAUAAGUGUUAAAGUCCCUCUUGUGGAUAAUUUUAAUUGUCACUACCUAUAAAAUAAUAUAUUUAAAACAGUCUAUCAAUUAUAAGAUUUAAAAUAUUGCUGCCAAUACAAAAUGUGACCAAUAUAUAAAUAUGAACCAAAUUGCUAAUAUUAAAGCAAGAACAUUUUAAUAAUUUUUUAGCUUGUCAAAAUAAUAGGCAAAUUUAAAAUAAUUUUAGGAAAGGGUAGAGGGAAGAGGGAAAAGGGUUAAAGAUUUGUUUUGGAUGGGUUUUCAGAUAAUGCUAUAAAAUAGCAACAGAAAACAUUCAAGCAGAGCAUUAAAAUUAAAAAGAAAAAUCAGAUGAAGUAUAGCACCCUGUGUUUGAAGUGUUUGUUACGAGGAUGAAUGAGUGUUGAUUUGGCUUAUUUGUUAGAUAAUAAAAGGUCAGUGAAAUGAAGCAAUUAUUAAAAGUAAUUUCUAUGGUUAACUACUGACUAUGUUUUCAAUUAAUGUAGUCCGUUACUGUAUUUUCAUAGGAAAUAAGAACAAGACAUUUUCUGAUUAGGUUGAAAAUUAUACUUCAGUAAAAACAAUCUUUAUAGAUUGUACUUUUGAGUUUCUGUGCAAAAUAAAUUAUCUUCAUUUCACAUAAAUCUAUGUCAAGAUAAUUUUGUAAUUAUAAGAAUCAGCAAAAUUUAAAACUAAGAAUGUUUAACUUUUGUAUUAAAAAAGAUACAACUAUCAUUAAUAUUUGAUAAAGCAAACUCAAAAAUAAAAUGUACUCAGUAUAAACUUUUAAAUAUAUUGGUCAAUCUGUCAAAUAGUACAGGAAUUAAAAUGUUAAGUGUUUAUUAUUCUUCUACUCAAAAGUUUUACUAUGUUCGGCUAAUGUAUCUAUAAGGAUAGAGGUAAAGGUUUGAAAAUAUCGAUCUUUUUACAUGUUUCUUGAAGAUAUCUUAUUAAAUAUCUGGUGCGUUUUAUUCAAUUUUGCUAGAUAUUUAUGCAACAAUGAAUGAUGAUGACUAAAAUCACCAUACAUGUAAUUUCACAAACAAUUUCAAACAUUCAAAAUGUUUUCGACCCACAAAAUUUUCAUUUCAUGUAUCUAUAUUGGUGCAUGGUCCUAGAGUUAGGUUUGUUAUUUUAUGUUCUUAAGCUUAAGUUUCAGAGAAAAUCAAACUUAACAGAAAUGGAGGUGGUCAUUUAUCUAAUAAUGCUGUCUGUACGAAGAUGCAAACUCCUCUACCACUAGAAGAUUAGAGGAUGUCUUCUUCAGCCUCGGCUUCACAAUGAAGACAGCUAUAUUUACUUAAGGUCUGUUGUGAUUCAGGUAGAGUCACCCUAACCACUUGUUUGCAUCAUCUUCUUUACUUUUCACAACUGUAUUUUUAAAUCAGCAUUAUGGUUCCUCAUUACAGAUAAGGAAAAGGAAGUAGAAAAGUUAAAUAUUAAAUACUUGGUAAACAGUAGGAAAGGACAUCUUUGAUUCAGGAGAGACGGCGAGAGGUGAGAGAGAAAGAGAAAGAAAGAGUGGAGCGACUACAAGGAGAUAAAGUAAAUUUGAGGUUUUAACAGAAAGAAAAAAUGCAGUUUCCAAGAUAUCAUCAGAAACUUGUGAGAUAAGAGUUCUGACUGGUAUAUAACAGUGACAAAAUCUAAUUAAUUUAAAAGGAUUGGAAAAAUGAAGAAAAACUAUCAAAUAGCAAGAAGCUAUACUUGCAUGGAAUUCCAUGAAAAUAAUUAUAAAAGACCAUUGAUGAACAUUGAGUAAAUCCAUAAAGAAGCGAGAUAAAUGAAAUAUUUCUUAUAAAAUGGAUGACAAAUGGUCUAGCAAGUUUUUUUUUAAGUAAUGUGAAAAAUUAUUUCCUAAAGCAAAAGAUUACAAAACUGGUGCACAGCCAAGAUAAUCAUGGGAACUCACUAGAAGUCCUAUUAUAAAAACAUUAGCUGUCUGAUUGAUUUUUAUAAUUGUCUUGGUGACAAUUUAAAUUCUCAGAAGGUUAGACCAGAGCACCUCUACUGAGCACUUAAUUUUGACUAACAAAGACAGAUUGAUAUGAAUGGAUGACAUGGAAAUAACUAUUCCAUCUUGUAUUAACAGUGAUAAAGUGUUCACCAGACGAACUAAUUUGGACUAUGUAGAAAGCAGACUUCUCCCUUUAAAUAAAAGAUAAUUCGUACUCCAGAGUGAGAAAUUGGAAAAACUGUGACAUCACAUGAGGGAAAAUGCAAUUAUGCAACUUACUUCCCCCCAGAUCAGUAACUGUAGGCUGAAACACUGUUUUGUUUUCCAUUUUACCUUAAGAGAAACAUAUUCUGGGGGGGGUGGAACAGAAAGAAUUUAAAAUAUAUAUUAAACUCUAAAAUAAUUCAAUUAAAAACGUUGUCACUGUAAUGGAUUGUAUUUUUAGCAGUAUUUCCUUCCAUUUUCUUAAUUAUUUGACAGGUGACUUUGAGCAUUGAAUUUAUUUUAUGACUAUUGCCUGAUAUUUACAGGGUAAUUUUCUUUAUGGGAUCACUGUUUCACAAGUGGCUCAUGGAGGCAGUUUUAAAAAAUCUCUUUCAAACUCUAAAUGCUUAAGAAAGGCUGUGAAAUCUUAUACACAAGUACACACACACAGACACACACACAUGCACAAGCACUUAUCUAUAUAUUUUUCUUAAAGAUUAUAAACCAGUCUAACAUCAGAUAGCAUCAUUGAAUUUGAGGUAGAGUUACACAAAAUAAAUGCUUUGUAUGAAGAACUGAAAAUAUGGGGAAGUUCAGCUUCUUAAUAAUUCCCUGCCAAAUUCAGCAAUUAAAAAAAUACAAUGGGCCUAUAAAAAUGUAAAGGUGAACUUAAGGUUUACUUUUAAGGCAUUAUAAAUAAAAUAUUGGAAAUUAUUAGAAUAUAGAGAAUGAUUUAGAAAGUCUCCAAUUCCCAGAGUUUUUUGCUUAGGUAGUCAUUUUACAAAAUGAUCCCUUGAAAUUUAUUUCAUAUACCUAAAAUGGAUUUAACAGUGACCCAUUUUCUUUAGUUUCUUCCAGGACUUAAUGGAAUCUCUCUGUUAUUUCUGAAUGGAAAUAUACUCAGAUACUAAUUCUGUAAAGCGUUUCUGUUAAAUGGAACAUUUAACCGGUAAAAUUACUCAGGAUUCUAUUGCGGAAUCUCAUUAUCUCCUUAGUGCAUGAAGUUAUUACCUACACAGUUGCAAAUGCUGACAGCAACACAGCUUUCUGAAUUUUACCACCAUACUUUCAAGCUGAUCCCAAAACAUUAUACAUUUCAAAACAUUUGAAACAAUAAUUGAAGAUGUGGAGAUGGGUCUAUCCAUUAAGAUACUGCUUGGUAUUCAGGUGCUCUUGAUGUAUGUGAAUGAAACGUCCAGAUGCUCUCCCCAGGAUGUGUGGAUAGUUGAAUCCUUAGUGGUGAAAUAAUAGUGCUGAUCAUCUCAAAUUAAUCACACAUUUCUUAAUGUUUUCUAAAAAGUUAUUCACAUUUUCAGUUUCUUUCUGAGUUUUCAGAAACAUAGUUAAUAUUCUUAAAUAUAUAUAUAAAUAUCAGGUCCAGUUUUGUAACAACACAAUUUAAAAGAUCUAAAUCUUACACAUCAGUGUAUACAGCUAAGAUACUUAAGGGUAAAAUGGACCUAGUGCUCGUCUCUGGCCCAGCAAAUCUCGUGAAAUGGUUUAGUUUUGAUUCUUUAAAUUUGAUGAACUCAUGAAGAGAAAUGUGCUCUCAUUGGCAAGUAGAAACAUUAUUAACCACACAAUAGUCAGGAAAACAGAUAAUUGCCCUUUGUGUCUCAGACUGAAACCACUUCAAUAAGACAAGAAUUUCCCACUAAAAUAUGAAUUCUGCUGCCAAUAAGCCUGGGUCUAGAGGAUUUUCAAAGGUUAUCAUUUCAUUCCAGCAAAAAUAUUAUCCACUUCUUCUAUUAGGUAGACAUUGAAGGUGAUUGUUGUAUCUUUGGAUUAAGCUAUAUUAAAUGGAAGCAGCAGCUGAAUGGGUUAGGUUUAGAAUAAGCCAAUAUUAGAUAAGCCAAAGGGUCAUUUUCAUAUAGGAGCUACAUAUAGGAGAGGGUGCUCCCAAUCCACUUUUUAAAUUCUUUUUCUCAAAGUCACCUCCUUUUUAUGCAACCCCCCUGCCAACUCCCCACCACCAUUUUUCUUAAAUAGCAAGAGUAAGAAUAUCUUGUGAGAAACAUUAAAGUAAAAUCAGGCAAAUUGGGAAACUUAAAAUAUGUAUGAGUGCACAUGUGGAUGUGAAUCUGUGUGUGUUUUUAAUAAAUAAACUCUUUAGUCUUUUAUUGUAGAUCUUGUUCUUUGUUCAAAAUAGUGUUUUUCAAAACAUAUUCACAUAUUGAAACAAUAACUUCAAGAAGAGGUUUCUUAUUCCCAAACAAAAUUGUUAUUUCCUUCAAUAUGUGAGAUAAAAUAGUUAACAAUGUAAAUUGGUUGUGUAGCUGUUUAAAGCAAAUUCCCGUCUUACUCAAUUCUAAUUAAGUACUUAAUUUGUAAUUAAACUUGGUGAACCUCUGGCAAUAUGAUACAUAAACUAAUAAUUUUAUUUUGCAUUUUCUGUAUAAAUUGUAUUUUUAAACUAUACUGUGGCUAAGUAAAUUGCACUAUUGUACAUGCAAAGCAGCUUUUUUAGGUUAUUCAAUAAAUUACUUGGACUGUAGUUCAAUGCAAUAAUAUUUUUUUCAAUAAAAAGCUUAAUGAUAUAGGAGUGUUAGUCAUGUAUUUCUAACAAAAAGCAUACCAAAAUAUAAGAACAAAAUCAAAUGCAAAAUGGUGUGGAACUAUUCUGUAUUUUACACUGCUGAAUUAAAAUGCAUUUAUUAUUUCAUUUAUUACUGUAUGUAUUUAUAUUAUAUAUUUAAAGGCUGGGAUUUCUUAGACUGUUUCUUAAUAUUUUAGUGUUAUUAAAAUAAGCUGUUUCCUCCAAAUGAAAAUAAAUAUAACUUUAAAAAUUCUAUAGAUGUAUCCUUUGUUGGAAACUAUAAUAUAUAUACAUAUACUAUAAUAUCUGUUUCUUUUUGUUUGCAUUAAAAAUGUGAACUAAUGCUCUGCAAUAUUUUAAAGCUGCAUAGUUUCAGGAAUGUAUUCCCUAAUAGGUAAUAUAAUAUGGUAGCAUUCUACACAUUUAUUAUAACUUUAACUUUAAUGUAAAAUCUAGAGAUACUUUGAUUAAGAGAAACCCCAAUAAGCUGUCUCAGUAGGACUCAACUCACUAAGAAAGCUCUUUAAUCAAGCAUGACCAAUGGCAUGGGAAAAUGACAUUUUAUAAAACUCCCACUCCUCUUUCUUUUCUUAAUCUUUGCACUCCAUUCCUAAUAAGCGCUCAUCUGGGGGAUGCUACUCUGAUAUCUGUGCAAAAUCUCAGUACAGGCGUUGGUUAGAAAUACCUACUAGAUUCUCUCUUGUUCUUGAAUUACAUCUAUCCUUAUCCUUCCCUUUGCCCUUCCACAAGCUCUAACAAAAUCCUAAAUCUCCUUACUUUUAUAUUUUGAUUGAAUGAGUUGUCAUUACCUGUGCAUUUUAAUGGAGCUGAACUUUGCAAUGCACCCUAAACUAGUGGUAGAGUUGGAGCUUUCAAUAGAGAAAUGUUUCAGAUGCCAGUCACCUGCCUCCCUACAUUUCCAGCCUAGAUUUCCUACUUCUAUGCUAGAUCAUUUAUUAGAACACUGCUAUGUAAUAAAAAAGUAUAUUUUCACACAAUACGAACACAUCGACACACAGUUACACGCACACACGUGCAUAUCUACAUUGUUGGUGGAGUCAUGAUAGAAAUUCUCCUUUCUUAAUUCAUCAAAUUGUACCAUUUAUUGAGUACCUAAUAGGAGCCAAAUACUGUUUGUAUCCUCCCCACUAGCUAUAUUCCUGGAUUCCCUCUGAGGAGGAAACUAGGUUUCUCCUGAAAAUGAAAAGAGGUGUUAUUAAUAAUUCCACUGAGACAAAUGAGCCAAUGGUAAUUUAUGGUCUCUGUACUCAGAGCCUGCUCUUCAUAAUGUGUGGGCGUCUCUCUGCCUUUGUUCACUAUCUGUGUCAUUUUUGGUCCAUCAUAAACAUUUUUACACCAAUAGAAAAUGAAUGUCAUACACUCUUUUUUUUUUCAAGAGACAGGAUCUCACUCUGUCACCCAGGUUGGAGUGCAGUGGCACCAUUAUAGUUCACUCAAAUUCCUGGGUUCAAGCAAUCCUCCUGCCUCAACCACCAGAGUAGCUGCAACUAAAGGCACAUGCCACCACACUCUAAUUUUUAAAAAAUUUUGUUGAGACAGGGGUCUCACUAGGUUACUCAGGCUGGCUGCACACUUUUGGCCUAAAUUAUCCUCUCAACUCUGCCUCCCAAAGUGCUGGGAUUACAGGUGAGCCACUGUGCCCAACUCAUCAUAUACUCUUGAGGUUGUUUUCUUUUUCUCAUUUACUGGUAGACUUGAGUCAUUUCUCAAACAUCAAUUUUUUAAUGCUUUGAAUUCUAGAGAGAAAACCUAGCAGAAAUUUCUAAAGGUACUUAGCAAUAAAUAAAUGAAAACCACUCAGCCGACUGGCACACUCAAGAGAAUACUGAUUAGAACGUUCUUUCCUAGGUACUCUUUUAAUUCCUUUCCUCUUUUCACUCAAGUGUUUUUCAAAAGUCUACUCCUCAGGGAGGGCAUUCUUAACCACUGAAUCUAGAAGAUACCUACUUAAAUAUUUAAGGUUAUACAAUUAAUCUUGAAUUAUAUAUAUGUCUAAAGUCCAUCUUAGAAAUACAAAUUCUGAGGAGAGGGAAUUUAUGAGAGGAGAAUUUUUUUCCUCUUUUGUUAAUGCUAUAUUUCAAUUUCCUAGAAUUAUACUGGAAACAUAGGAUAACCUGUCAAUAUUUGUUGAGUAAAAUAAUAAAUUAAUAAAUUGAAGAAGACUCUCAGCUUACUGGUUGUCUUAAUGCAAUGUUCUUUUACUGAGCAACGGUAGGCAAAGUUUGACGCAAUUUAUUUAACAGAUUAUAAUUUGAAAAUCAAAGGCUAUAAUUUCAUCUAAAAAGUAGAAGUUAAAAAAAGAACUUGUCGAUUAAUUGAUAAAAUAUUUGUUGAAGUGUUGUUUAGUCAUUAUUUUAACUUUUAGAAUAUCCUUAGGAAAUAAUGUAUUAUUUCCUUGAAGAUGUAAAAUAUACAUGCAUACGUAAAAUAUUAAUAUGUAUUUUAAGUAUUGCAAUGAUUAGUAAAAGUAUGUAUCAUAUAACCUCUUUUGGUUUAGGUAUUGUCUUCAAUCCCAGUAGUCAGAAGCAGUAUAACCAAUAUUGUCUGGGUACAUAUAAAUCUACUCCUCUGUAUGUAAUGUUCGCUGCUAUUUACAGUUGGUAAGACACGAUGGAAAUUCUUUGGAGAGUGAAUGUUUUAACCAUUUAACUAAUAUACACUAGGUGGCUACUACAUGCAAGGGACAAAUAUAGCAGUACAUAAACUGUCUAAAAGUUCUGUUCUUACUGAACUUACAUUUUAAUGGAGGGAGAAUAAAAAGAACAAAACUAGCAAAACAUGUGAUCUAAAAUAUUAAGUGCUGAAGAAGUUAAUAGCGGUUUACAUAUAAUAGUAGAGCCUAUAUUUGUACCAACAUCUUUUUUAUUAUGCAAUCUUUGCUUAUUCUUCUACAUGAAAUGGUGUAAGAUAGAUAUUGCUAUCUAAGACAUUGCUAUCUGGACAAUGAUGCGUGUUUAUUUGGUUACUCCACUGAAGAAGGAUGGUGAAUUUAAAGAAAUUUAUCUAUUUUAAAUGGACUGUAGAGACUAUUUAUAAAAUGUAGCCUAGUGUUGGCUAUGUUAAGCCUAUUCUGACUUUGAGACUAGAAUUCUGUAAUUGCACUAGUUCAAAAUGUGUUGCUAUUGAAUAAUUUAAAAUGUGAUGUAUACUUAUAGGAGAAACAAUGGCAUAUUUACAGAGGUAUGAAUGCACCAUUGUAGUCAUCAGCACUCAAUGCAUGUUCCAAAAUGAAAAAACUAGAUUUCAGAGAAUGACAGGUGAAAUUAUCUUCUGAAUGCUCUGUUUUAGGAAAGCAGUAGGCGUGAAGAAAACCUCUAGCUUUUGUCAGAAUCUACAGGGAAAUUCCAUUUCAUCAAGAAGAUAGGCUCCCCGGGGUUUGCUGUUAUGGUUUAACUAGUUGCUGUAUUUAUUAAAGUGUGACCGUUUCAGAUCUCUUUGAUGUGAAGCCAUUUUCUUCAAUCCCACAAUCAACAAUUAUUUACAGAGCUUUUUGUUUUCUGUUACCUAGUUGUUUCUUUUUUUGCCCCACUGACUUAAACAAUAGUAUAAUUCUUUUUUUCUCUGUCUCAAAGCAGAAUGAAAACGGUAAAAGCAUCCCAUGUAAAAAUCUGAACUACAUGAGAAAUGUUACUUCUUGAUUUCUAAUUAUCUUUGCAAAUGAUAAAGAAAUUAAUUAUCAACAAAUGAGGCUGUCUAAUAAACAAAGCAUUUUGUAUUGUUGCUACACAGAAAACUGUAUCCUUGAGGAUGAUAUCAAGUGUCUCUCCUUGGAAAGCCAGGCUCUGAAUUGCAGCAUUGGCUGGCCUUGUUUUCUUAUUUCAAAUUGAGCUGUCCCAUUCUUGGUGGCACCAUGGGGUGGUUGUCGCUACUUAUAGAGAUGUUUCAGUGCUUCAGGCUGAUUUCUGGCGUGUCCUUUAAGCAUUACACUGCCCCUCUUGGGCAUAUCUAUUCUCCUACUGCUUCUUAGACAGUAUGCCCUCAUCAAUCUUUCUCACAUGCCAAUCCUGUCAGAAUUGGGUUUUGACAAUGAUUGUGGCAAAUAUGAAGAAGCAAGUGCAUCCUGAACCCUGACCAAUGCGAAUGUUAUUCUGCCUGCUGAGGUUGCGUCAGUUGUAGUUGCACUAGAAUUUAGUAACCAGCUGUGACAAGGAGACAAAUUCUCAUGAAUUGAAAGUGUUUGUGACCACACAGUUACUUUGUCUGCUUGACACUUGAUGUAUGAUAGUGUUCUAUUAAGAGAAAAUGAGUUUGGGUGCCAAUUUGAGAGGCAUGUCAUUAGUGAAGAUUUCAGAGACAUAAGAGCUUAAAUAUUUUCAUAGAGGAAUGAGCUUAUCCAAAAGUUGUCAGUGUUAUUCAUGCUUCCUCAGUCAAGAUGUACUGACGUAUCAUAGGAAAAAUAUAGCAACCAUAGUUGACUAGCAGGUUAAAGAGCAAUGGUCACAAUCUAUUUGUCUUAUCUACUACCACAAGACUGAUAAAUAUUAAUUGGCUAUGCCAGGAUUGCCAAGUUCUGGAACAAUGGUAUACUUGUGAUUUUUCAGCCUACUAUUUUUUUUUAACUUACCAUUAAAACAUUUUCCUUCUUGCUACAUUGUUUCUUAAUCAGCAUUUUGAAUUAGGAAGGAAAGUGCAUGGAGUCAGUAUACUAUAAUUUACAUAACCAUUCCCCAUGUUAUUGAUAUUUAGACUUUCCCCCAGAUUUUUGCAAAUAUAAAGAAUGCUUCAAUGAACAUUUAAAGAUGUAGUGUUUUUUCUUCUUAUCACUACUGAUAUAAGGUUGUUUCUUGGAAAUGGAGAUCAAAGCACACAUUAAUGUUUUGUAGAGAUUACCAAAUUGCUUUCCAAUGAGUUUUAUCAAGGUCAUAAAUAUAAAUAUAAAUAUAUCAAAAACCAUGAAAGUAAUGUGCUAUAAUUCAUUUGACUCUUCCUUCUCCUAUCAUUAUCACUUUUAUUGUUCUAUUUAUACUAUUAUUAUACCAUAAUUAUGUAGUAAUUAAAGAUUAGAAAAGACUUUGGUAUGUUCUUUUUUAACAUUUUUUAAUAACUUAAAAAAAAUUAUAGUUUCUACUUUUUGAAUUAUCUGUCAAUAUCUUUGGGAAUCUAUAUAAAAUAAGAAUGUGUGUGGGAGUUUAUAGCUCUUAUUCUUUAAUGGACUACAAAUAAGCCUUAAUCAUUAUGCUUCAUGGUUUUAUUCUUAAACUUGCAUGCCUACACUUUAUACCCCAUCUAAAUGUCUAAUUGUCUGUCUAGGGAUCAAAUAUUGUCCUGUAGAAUCUUGUCUGUUAUUAUAUUACCUAUAUUUCCUUUAGAAAGGGAAAAUUAUAUUAACAAUAAAUGCUAAGUAGCUCUUUCAUAGGUAUCAAUAAUGGUAAAAAAGCUGUUCCCAUAUACUAGAAAGUCAUAGAAUCUUACAAUUAGGAGACUAUAGAGAUCAUUUAGGGCCGAGAACAGCAGCUACAAUCUUGUAGACACUCUGAUUUACUGAACGAAUGAUUGAAUCUAAUAUUGUGCUUUCAUUUUAUAAACAAUGAAUUUUCUAAAGUGCAUUCCAGGAAUACAAAUUAAUUUGCCAGUGUAAGCUGGUAUUAAAUAAAGAUAUUUAGCUCUUCGAUAUAACACUGUGCCAUCCAGGUUUAGAUUGAUGGCAAAAAUUAAGAGCAUUAGUAAUAACUUAGAUGAUGGACCUUAAAACUGAACCACUCAGUUUCAAAGCCUAAUUCUUCCAUUUUCUAGCUGUGUGACCUGGGGCAAAUCACUUAGCCUUUCACAGCCUCAGUUUCUUUAUUUAAAGAUGUAUAUAAUGAUAGUACAAUCUGUAUAAUAAGAAAUUUGACUGGAAUGUAGCCUCUAAAUCCUUGGAAUAAGAAAUUUGGCUGGUCUAUGUCCUGGGUUCCUAGAAAGUAGGCUCUAAAUUCUAGGACUCCCUGAGUGAUAUGGGUGUCUUUGAUAUUUAUGGUUAGCCUUGAUUGUUUAUUAUGAGGUGACUCAUGGCCUGCUGCUAGACAGUUUAACGUAAUGAGAUGACUCAAGAUGGAAGCUGGCCAUGCCAGAAAGACAAAUCAUGUGGUUAUUGGGUUAGGGCUUUGAACCAGGUGGUAUUAACCCAACCUCCAGGGAUGGAAGAGAAGAAAUGGAGGCUGAGUGACAUGGGCAAGGAUUUAAUCAAUUGUGCCUAUGUAAUGAAACUGAUAUAAACUCUGCAUACAGUGGUCUGGUCUGCGUCCUUGGUUGGUAACACUCUGUCCUGACUCCAAGAAGAGAACAAUGGAAGCUUUGCAUUUAGAAUCCUCGUAGAGGUUGUUCUAUGCACCUCUUUAGCUGGUUCUGAUUUGUAUCCUUUUUGCUAUACUAAAAUUGUCAUCAAAUGUAUAGUACUUUGCUGAGUUCCGUGAGUUGUUUGUGGUGAAUUGAGCCUGAAGGGGUAGUAGGAAUCCCCAGAUUUGUUGCCAGUUGGUCAGAGGUGAAGAUGAUCUUUGGACUCCCGGACUUUCACCUGGUGAUUGAAGUGAAGGUAGUCUUGUGAAGGAUUGUGUUUUUAACCUGUGAAGCUUGUCACAACUCUGGGUGUUGGUGUAAGAAAUUGCAGUAUCUCAUAGAUUUAUGAGAAUUGAAUAAUGCUUAGAAUGGUUAUCAUAUGCAAUAAAUACUGUGUGAGUGUUAGAUGUUGUAAUUAUUGUUAAAAGUUCAGGUUUUCUCAUGACUGAUAACUAUAAUGUCCAUUGAA
Molecule: messenger RNA, 16130 nt
Organism: Callithrix jacchus (white-tufted-ear marmoset)
Lineage: Eukaryota; Metazoa; Chordata; Mammalia; Primates; Cebidae
Gene: ZNF804B
Product: zinc finger protein 804B
Cellular component (GO): nucleus
Source: RefSeq, a predicted model, not a curated record